Messenger RNA from Linnemannia hyalina, 1026 nucleotides. NCBI's taxonomy places the organism in Eukaryota, Fungi, Mortierellomycota, Mortierellomycetes, Mortierellales, Mortierellaceae. The record is from the annotation of a GenBank genome assembly.
AUGCACAGUUACGAAGAACGACAUCAGUUGUUGUAUGGUCGUACUGCUCAGAGCCAGGCUCCCGCCGAUUAUAAUCCACCAUCAGAUAAAGAUGAGGAUGAUGAUAUUGAAAAGAGAUUCUUUUUAAAGAAUAUUCCUGGUAGACACAAAGUUGAACGCUUUGGUCGUAACGUAGUUCAGGCUAUCCUAAAAUCCAAUCCCACUAAAUUUAAAGAUGUUAGUGCAAACUGGAUAAUCUAUAGAGAGUUAGGUAAUCUUAGGUUUUUUGAGGGAGUCUUAGCGACUCGGAACGGCUCGUAUCUAAACAGUUUCACCCAUGACCAUCCUUUUAAGUUUGUCGACUUUCAGACAGACUUGGAGUCAUCCGGAAACAACUUGAACCACAUCUUUUUGUUGAAAGACAAGGUCCCCUUCGUUCUACUUCCCGUUAAAAAGACGUCAACAGAACUUAAGUCAACUGACACCGGGAUAGAAAUUACUGUCACCGUUUGCAGGGUACCUUUUCCACAUAACAUCCUCAGCAUCUUUAUCAUCCUCAGCAUCUUUAUCAUCUUCAGCAUCGUUAUCACCCUCAGCAUCUUUGUCAUCCUCAGCAUCGUUAUCACCCUCAGCAUCUUUGUCAUCUUCAGCAUCUUUAUCACCCACCGCAUCUUUGUCAUCCUCAGCAUCUUUAUCGCCCUCAGCAUCUUUAUCGCCCUCAGCAUCUUUAUCAUCCUCACAUGUGCUCUCAUCUUUCUGUGGCAAGCUUUGCUUAUGCUCAUGCGGUUUAAAUCCCAUAGCAAACAACUUCUCUUUUUCCUUCUGGCUAAGAGAAUGACACUCUACAUUCUCUGCAGCAAUAUGGUCAUCAGUCAUCAAGCCGAUUACAGUGUCUUUUUUGCGCAUCUUGAGAAUGUGCAUUCCAUUUACAAGUACAUUCUCGGAAUAUUCCAAGUACUUGUUAAGUUUUUUCCAUAUCACCUUGGAUUUAUCUGUUGGUCCUUCUACUGGUACUUCUUCUUCUACUUCGAUCUCCUCAUUGAAUAG